UCCACACUACCUCUGGUCUAGCGCCCGUUGGAGGGGUGGCAUGGUCAGCUUCAACGAGCUGCCCAGAUUCACUCCUGCAUGGCUUAUUGUGCAAGUCUACGAGGUAUUUCCGGAACCUGCUGGUGAUCACAACCCCGGCAUUGCCCAGCGGUCUCGCCUCGACCAAGAUCUUCGUCCCGAGGAUCUAGACAGAUUCCUCCACGGCGCAUGUCAUUCCUAUCAACAACAAUGAUCAGACUACUUGCUGCAGUAAGAAGCAAGUCUGGGAGAUGCGUGCCGAGAAGCAGUGGCCAGACUUUCCAGCAGAACCCAGGAACACUCCGUGUGACCCCUAGAAAACACUAGCUUCCCUUUCCAACCACACUCCACGGCCCGUGAACCGUCAUUACUUGUCUCAUUUCAGGAAAGACUAGGGAUGAAGGGUCACGAUGAUCCCGCCCCCGUGGGGCCCCGCGCGAAGACCUUGAUAGCGCCGCCCUGAGCUCCGGGCCGUGGCAAGUUCACGAAGGCAUUGGCAUCUUAGGCUAUCUUCUACUCCUUGACCAUCCUCACCCCAGCACUUCACCAUGUACCGCGAACUUGCCGGUAUCUCGGCCCUCGUGGCCACUGUCUCGGCUCAGGCAGCCUGUAGCCUGACGGCGGAGACUCAUCCUUCCCUGACCUGGGCCAAGUGUGCAGCGGGCGGUACCUGCACCAACGUUCAGGGUUCAGUUACAAUUGAUGCGAACUGGAGAUGGGUUCACAGUACCUCUGGGUAUACCAACUGCUACACUGGAAACCAAUGGAAUGCAACCGUUUGCUCAGACAACAAAGCUUGCGCGGCCAACUGCUGUGUGGAUGGAUCAGACUACAGCGGCACAUACGGCAUCACCACGACAGGAAACGCCUUGAAUCUCAAGUUCGUCACCAAGGGUUCCUCUACAAACAUUGGCUCUCGGACCUAUCUCAUGGAGUCAGACACCAAGUACCAGAUGUUCACACUACUCGGCAAUGAAUUCACCUUCGAUGUUGAUGUGAGCAACCUGCCUUGUGGCUUGAACGGUGCUCUGUACUUCGUGUCCAUGGACCAAGAUGGCGGUGCUUCUAAGUACCCCACCAACAAAGCCGGUGCUAAAUAUGGUACUGGGUACUGUGACUCUCAGUGCCCUCGGGACCUGAAGUUCAUCAACGGUGAAGCCAAUGCUGAGGGCUGGAGCGCGUCAACCAACGACCCCAAUGCGGGCCAUGGUAACUAUGGCUCAUGCUGCUCCGAGAUGGAUAUCUGGGAGGCCAACUCGAUUAGCACGGCAUAUACGCCGCAUCCAUGCGGAACAGUCGGGCAGGACCGAUGCGAGGGUGAUAACUGUGGAGGCACAUUCGCCACCGACAGAUAUGCCGGAACCUGUGAUCCCGAUGGAUGUGACUUCAACUCCUACCGUCAGCAGAACACCACCUUCUAUGGCCCCGGCUCCGGAUUCACCCUCGACACAAAGCAGAAGCUCACCGUGGUCACGCAGUUCCUCAAGGGCAGCGACGGCAACCUGGGCGAGAUCAAGCGGUUUUACGUCCAGAAUGGCAAGGUCUUUGAGAACUCGCAGUCCAACGUCGCCGGCAACCCGGGCAACUCUAUCACCGCCGACUACUGCACUGCACAGAAGAAGGCUUUCGGCGAUACCGACAUCUUCGCCCAGAAGGGAGGUCUCGCCCAGAUGGGCAAGGCCGUCGCAGCCCCCAUGGUGCUCGUGCUCUCGGUCUGGGACGACCACGCGGUCAACAUGCUCUGGCUUGACUCCACCUUCCCAGUCGACAAGGCCGGCUCCCCGGGUGCCGCCCGCGGCUCCUGCCCGACCACCUCCGGUGUCCCGGCUGAGAUCGAGGCCUCGGCCCCCAACUCCAACGUGAUUUACUCAAACAUCAAGUUCGGACCGAUUGGCUCGACCUUCAACGCCCCGGGUGGCGGCAGCGGCGGCUCCUCGUCCAGCACGACCAGGUCGUCCACCACAAUCACCACCUCCACCCGGACCACCUCGACCGCUGCCAACCCGACCACCUCGUCGCCAGGUACCAACUGCGCGGCCAAGUGGGGCCAGUGCGGUGGACAGGACUGGAAGGGUGCUACCUGCUGUGCCUCUGGCAGCACUUGCCAGGUCAGCAACCAGUACUACUCUCAGUGCCUGUAAGCUGCAGGCCGGACAAGUGGUCAAGGCAGGAAAAGGAUUCCCAAAUUUCCAUUCACUCGCACAUAGGGCCUUGAUAGAGGAAGACCGUAACCUGUUCUCCUUUGAAAACAUGAUAGGCGGGUUUGAGCAUUAGUUAAAGACGGAAUUCGGUCAUUUACAAAUAGGCGCCAACGUAUAUACUUCGCCAUUUAAAUUCUGGUAGAUAUUAC
This is a messenger RNA of Diaporthe batatas, 2368 nucleotides long. RefSeq lists its product as uncharacterized. The record is from RefSeq and is a predicted model, not a curated record. Gene Ontology annotation, biological process: carbohydrate metabolic process. Gene Ontology annotation, cellular component: extracellular region. Gene Ontology annotation, molecular function: cellulose binding; hydrolase activity, hydrolyzing O-glycosyl compounds. The transcript is spliced from 7 exons. Lineage: Eukaryota; Fungi; Ascomycota; Sordariomycetes; Diaporthales; Diaporthaceae. The coding region runs from base 567 to 2159 and encodes 530 amino acids.